This is a messenger RNA of Fonsecaea monophora, 561 nucleotides long. RefSeq lists its product as hypothetical. NCBI's taxonomy places the organism in Eukaryota, Fungi, Ascomycota, Eurotiomycetes, Chaetothyriales, Herpotrichiellaceae. Gene Ontology annotation, molecular function: methylmalonyl-CoA epimerase activity. The coding region runs from base 1 to 561 and encodes 186 amino acids. Gene Ontology annotation, biological process: L-methylmalonyl-CoA metabolic process. The transcript has 2 exons. The record is from RefSeq and is a predicted model, not a curated record.
AUGCCUGCUGUAACCAAUGCCCUCGCCAACCACAUCGCAAUCUCUGUCAGCGACGGAGAGGCUGCGGUGAAGUGGUAUAAGGAGGUGCUCGGGCUUCGCGAGAUUGUUCCAUUACAAACUGUAUCUGCGUCAGGUCCAGACAGGGGACCUACACUGAGGCAGAUCUAUGGCCCUGGGCUGGAAGAGAUGAAGCUCGCCAUCCUGUCGACAGGAAAUGGCGUCGGGAUCGAGAUCUUUGAAUUCACAAAUCCGCCGUACAAGGGCCCAAGCGAGCCCGUGAAAUUUGGCCCGGAUGUCUAUGCUAGAGGAGCGUUCUUCCACGUCUGUUUCACCGUGCCGGACGUAAAGGCGACGGCUGAGAUCGCUGUUAAACUGGGUGGACGAAUCUGUGGUGAGCCCUCACAGCCACUGAGUGGUAUAGACGUUGUGUACCUGCAGGACCCUUGGGGAAAUACUCUCGAAUUCCUGCCCUUGGGUUGGGAGCAGCUCUGGCUGGAGUUCCUCUCCCGGGCUCUGCAAAAGCAAAAAGGGGCCGAUGCUGAAGGAUCUAAAAUCCUCUGA